Molecule: messenger RNA, 472 nt
Organism: Loa loa (African eye worm)
Lineage: Eukaryota; Metazoa; Nematoda; Chromadorea; Rhabditida; Onchocercidae
Exons: 3
Coding region: 1-387 (128 amino acids)
Source: RefSeq, a predicted model, not a curated record
AUGUAUAGGCUGAACGGUUUCAAAAGGCAUUUAUUCGAAUCGCGUUCAUUCUUGGAUGGAGCAGCUACAGGAUCUCAACUAGUGAAGCAAUUUAGUAGUAAAAGAAACACCAGCAUUAAUACUGCUACUCGAUCCAUUCAGUCGCGUGUGCCAACUAAGCCAUUAAUUAUACAUACCGGUAAUGGCCCAUACUUAGGCCCAACAUUUAACUGCAAAGUACUAACACCUAAAAACGAUGGUCGACCCUCAUCAGUUACCGACAAAAGAUGUAUUUUGCAACAGCCUGGCAUUUCAGCCGAUGGCAGAUGUCGUUGUACAUAUGUGGUAUCGAAACGUGAUAGUAAAGGCUGCGCAUCAGGAUUUUUGUUUACUUGCUUACCGAAAUAAAUUAGAAGAAGUCAGUCAAUUAUGAAUAAACAGGCAAACAAAGAAGACUGUAAGUCAACAAGUUGGAAAAAUUUGAAAGUCAUUA